This is a messenger RNA of Orbicella faveolata, 1291 nucleotides long. RefSeq names its product vacuolar ATPase assembly integral membrane protein vma21-like. The record is from RefSeq and is a predicted model, not a curated record. Gene Ontology annotation, biological process: vacuolar proton-transporting V-type ATPase complex assembly. Gene Ontology annotation, cellular component: endoplasmic reticulum membrane. NCBI's taxonomy places the organism in Eukaryota, Metazoa, Cnidaria, Anthozoa, Scleractinia, Merulinidae.
UUUACCAAUGAAAAAGAAGAUGGCGGACGCGUAUGCAGACAGAACGUAGAGAUUCUUUUGAAUUAGUUGAGGAACACUUCAAUUUUUUAAGGUGGUCGGGCAACGGGAAAUUUGUUAAUAGAUUAUACUCAAAAAUGAUUCAAUCUGCCAGUCAGGGAGAUACCUUAGGGCCUCGAGAGAAGUCAGUGCUCUGGACUCUUUUGAAGUUUACAUUAGCCAUGAUUAUAUUACCAAUUUCCUGCUUUUUCCUCUCCAAGAAAAUGGUCUUUGAAGAUGUUCUGGGUUAUGAAAAUGGAUCCAUUGGUGCAGCCACAAUAACUGUUAUAGUUGUUCAUGUGAUUAUUGGUUUAUACAUCUGGGUGGCUAUCCAGGAAGAGCAGUGGCCAAAGCCAUUGAAAAAAGACUAACAAAGUUGGAAAUAGGAAGAUUAUUGAGAAGACUUUGUUUCAAACACAUUCUUCAUAAAUGUUUAGUCAACCAGGUGAAAGUCUGACUCUGCAAAGCCUUUUCAAGACCCUUUCAGAGGGACAAGAGAGUUAUUCAAACUUAUUACAGUUCAACCCCUAUUAAAUGGCCACCCUUGGGGAAAUGGAUCUUGGCCACUCAGAGGGCGCUGGCCGCUUAAUAGAGGUAAAAACAAUAGAAAAGCCCUCAUCAGGACUUUGAUUACUGGAGGCCUAAUAGGGGAGGCCAUUUAGUAUGUGGCCGCUUGAUAAGGGUUUAACUACAUGUAUGCUUGCCUGCAGAUUGCACAUUGUGUGAAAAUAGAUUUAGAUGAUGUUUUAUUUAUUUAGAAACUCAAGUGACCUAAGUCAAGAUUUCCUUGGGCUAUCAAUUUUUACUGAAAUUGUGAUAAAACCAAAUUAGCUUUCUCUCCGUCCCCCUUUCCCCUCCCACCAAUUUUUUCUUUUCUCAUCUUCCCUCUCCCAACUUUCUCAAGCUAAAUACCUAUUUGCAGUGCCACUAUGUGUGAAACAACAUUGAUAAGAUAUCUACCGGAGAGGAUGAAAAUCUUACAAUGGUGUGACAAUUUUGGUCAUAAAAUAUUUUAGUUACAAAUUCCUGGUAGAAAAUGUCCAACAUUGUGGGACGGUAUUAUUUUGCUUGUAUAGUGUAUCAUAUCUGGAAAAUUCUUUUCUUUCAUUUUAGUACCCACUAUUGCUGAAAAUUGUCAAUAAAAAUAAUAUGUAAAUUUUAUUUUUAUCUUUCAUCUUAUAUCAAGAUUAUAAUGUAGAAUUUACAUAGUCAAGUUAUUUCUUCUUUGCUGCAUAAAAAACAACAUUAAAAAUAA